Molecule: messenger RNA, 2619 nt
Organism: Micropterus dolomieu (smallmouth bass)
Lineage: Eukaryota; Metazoa; Chordata; Actinopteri; Centrarchiformes; Centrarchidae
Product: kelch-like protein 33
Exons: 4
Coding region: 1-2442 (813 amino acids)
Molecular function (GO): protein binding
Source: RefSeq, a predicted model, not a curated record
AUGGAGUUUACCAGGCCUUACUUGCCAAUGGAAUGGGAAGAGCGAUGGAGGAGAGAGAAGGAAAGGCGGAAAAAAGUGAUUGAAGACGGUGGAGAAGGGAUAGAACAGGACAACCGCGAGCUGAGGAGGAUCGUCGCUUACAAUGACUCCAGGAUGGGGCUGACGAGUGUGAGGGAUAAGAAAAGGGGAUCAGAGGUCAAGACGAGAGGUACUAGUCAAGAGGGAAGUGAGGAGGUAUUUGAGGAUAAUGAUGAUAUCCACACAUACCGCAGUGAAACCUAUCCUGAAGAAGUAUUCAUGGCCCUGAAGGAAUUCCGGGAUUCAUUUCUUCUCACAGACCUGACUCUGGCCACUGAUAAUGAAAACAGCUUUCAGGUACACUCCCCUAUCCUGGCUGCUGUCAGCUCCUUCAUCCAAGAGAAAGUGAGGAAUGAAAGUGGAGAACGGUCAGACAAUGAUAAGGAUGCCGAAGUCCGAGGGCGGUUGGUGUCUCUGGGUCCUGAGGUUGAUCACAUUGGGCUUCAGGCAGUUGUGGAGUUUGCCUACACUGGCGUUGUAUCGUCUUUGAACAAAGACAGUAUGGCUCCGAUAAAGGCUGCAGCUCAAGCGCUGGGGGUCCCUAGAAUCCUGGAGCUCUGCAACAAAGAGGGGAGGAUGAAGGAAGGUGGAAGUCUCAAGAAGGAAGAUAAAAACAUCUCUGCUCUGAAACAGAUGCAGAUUACUCUUCAGUCAAUUAAACAGUUGUGGGCAGAGAAAGUGGGAUGUGAUGUGAUUUUGGAUGUGGAUGGGACUUUAUUCCAUGUCCACAGAGUUAUCCUGGCAGCAAGCAGUGAUUACUUCCGUGGCAUGUUCACCUGUGGGAUGAGGGAAUCCCAUCAGACAUGUGUUGCACUUCCGUUCCUGUUAGCUUCUGAGAUAGAGGCUCUGAUUAGCUGCUCCUACACUGGGACCCUUCCACUUAGCUGGGAAUGUGUCUUCGAGAUCACUUGCAUGGCCCUCCAGCUUCAGUUCCAGGCUCCCCUUUCACUUUGCCUCGACUUCAUGCAACAGGAAAUGGAUGCAAGCUCCUGCCUGGAUGUGGCAUCUUUUGCUGAAGCCUAUGGGAUGUCAGAGCUCCUUGAGGAAGCCAAUGACUUUGUACUGAGGAACUUCUGGGACGUGUCAGCCACGGAAAAGUUUCAGGAUCUACCAGCAGAGAAGCUUCUAAACAUCCUCCGCUGUGAUGGUCUCUGUGUGCCCUCAGAACUUGCUGUAUUUCGAGCUGCAAUCUCCUGGGUUGAGGCAAAUCCUGAGGAGAGAUUGAGCCAGGCUGGCUUACUGUUGACUGGAGUCCGCUUUUCCCUCAUGACCUUUCGAGAAUUCAGGGAAGUCAGGGCCAUUAACCUCCGCAUGGAGUGCUCCGGAAACAAGGAGGUGGAACUCUAUAGGUCCGCACUCAAGGAAUUUGGUUUCAGUCUUCCAAAAGCCCAGGAUCAGUGCCGGGUCCGGCAUCCCAAAGAUGCUCUGGUUCUGGUUGGGGGAGACCAACUGAACCCAGAUGUGGGUCAGCGCACACCAAGCAGGGAACUGUGGUUUGCAAACUCCCUACGCAGUGGUACAGGGUUUAUGAAGGAGAUGGAGUGGAGGAGGCUGGGUGAGAUGCCAGACAAGCCAAAGUUCAGGCAUGGAGUAGCAGCAAUGGUGGGAAGGUUGUAUGUGGUUGGAGGGUGUUACUUCUACACCAAGGGUGAUAUGAUGAAAUCCACCUACAGUUAUGACCCUGUGCAGGACAGUUGGAAGAGGUUGGCUGACAUGAGAGAGUUUAGGAGUAACUUCUCAGUGGUGGUACACGAGAAGCAUCUUUAUGCCAUUGGUGGAGAUAAGGAGAUCAACACCAACGUAGACAGCGUUGAGAUGUACAACCCAGAUAAUAACACCUGGAGCUUUGUCCAGCCCCUGGACCAGACUCUGAGUGGCCAUGCUGUCACCGUCAUAGAUGGAGGAAUCUUCAUCUCUGGUGGUUUCAACUGUAAGUACGUGUGUCUUGUUUCCAUGUUCCUGUACCACCCAGAGAGAGGAAGCACCUACCUGGCAGACAUGACCCAUGACCGGGCCCAGCAUUGCAUGGAGCACCUGCGAGGCCAUCUUUAUGUUGCAGGUGGUGUGUGUAACCUGAGGAAGUUUUACACUGACCAACCAGCAUGUGAGGUGUAUGAUCCUGUGGCCAAUUCCUGGACUGCUUUUGCAUCACUGCCUGUGCCCCAUGUGGGUGCAGCAUCAGCUGUCCUUGAAGGGAAGAUCUAUAUAAUGGGAGGAUACUGCCAGGAUGAUUAUAGUGAGUCUGGACUCGUCCACCGGUUCGAUCCCACCACACAGCGAUGGGAGAUCAUGGGCAAACUGCCCGGGGCUGUUACUGACAUCCGGGCGUGUCUGCUCCGACUGCCCCAACAUUUUAGGGUUUAGACUUUAAACUGGCUGGUCAACACGUUUGGAUGUUCAAUGUAAUAUUAGCAUUAUGUGGUUGAGCUAAAGGUCUGUUUUAUUAUCAUAGAUGUGGUAUAAAUUAUUGAAAUUUAAAUGUAAAUGCCAGAUUUUCUUUCUCUAUACUAAAGAGUAAAAUCAAAUAUAUACAAUCCCAUA